AUGCGGAUCGAGUAUAGAAGCGGAAGCGGACUUGAUGUGAGCGAAAGGUCCAAAGAAGAGGAAGAGGAGGAGCAGGAGGAGAGCGUAGACAGCUUGGCGAUGGAACCAGGCCAACCCGGGACACUUCGGAAGCAUAGUAUGUCGAUCCUUCCAGAUUUCCUGGACACACCACGGGUGCAGGAGCAGGGCACGCCACGGAAAAACUGGAGGCAGACUCUCCGAAACCUCAUCCUGCCCUUCAAGGUGCCUGUUCAGGAGCAGCCUCCUCGCGAGGCUAGCAAGGUGAGGGGGCUUCUUCUCAAGAAGCAUGAUGUGGAGAUGAAGGGAAGGCCCGGACGACGUGGUGCGGUCGUCCUCUGUGAGGCGGAUGUCGUGCGGGUUCGGCACAAACGGUUCCCAUUCUGUCAGUGGUCCUGGCCCUUCGCUGAUCCGGGGGGUCGGCCGAGACAGUACUGGGAAAUCUUCGCCUGCACCGUGCUAUUGUUGCAGCUUCUGUACCUCUGCUUCCAGGCUGGCUUCAUUACCUUUGAAGACUACCGGGCCCAAGGUCACUGGGAGCUCAAGGUGAGCUUGCUUGCUGUGGACAUCUUUUGGGUCAUCGAUCUGGGGAUCAACUUUACCACCGGCUACCGAGAUGUCACGCAUGUCCUCCACAGCAGUGCCCGCUCCAAUGCCCGGCGCUACCUCCGGGGCGGCUUCGCCUUAGACCUGCUCGCCACCCUGCCCUCGCUUUUCCUGCACGUGCUCCUGGUGGUCGACCCACACACCUACGGCUUCUGGCCCCUGAGGAUGAUGGGCUUAUCUCCUCUGCUGCGCAGCUUCCGAAUUCGGGGGGCCUACACCUUACUCAAGCGGCUGGAAGCCAACAUGAAGUCUUCGGUGGUUUCUUCCGCAUGGUGGCUCUUCCAGCUCGUCAUGCUUCCACUUGUCUUCUCGCACAUCUCCGCCUGUGCCUUAUGGUCCCUCGGCCACAGCAACCUGGAAGCUGAUGCAGACACCUCCAGCUGGAUUAAGCUGGGCCUGGAUAUCUCCAACGA
Molecule: messenger RNA, 1037 nt
Organism: Symbiodinium necroappetens
Lineage: Eukaryota; Dinophyceae; Suessiales; Symbiodiniaceae
Source: the annotation of a GenBank genome assembly